AUGCCAAAGCCAUGGGGUUUUGAAGUCAUUGCUCUCGAUGUUUUUGACGAAGCUAAAGAAGUCAUGACCAAAGAGCUUGGUGCCGAUUUUAUCAUCAAUCUUGGAGGCGAGAAAAAGCCAGUUGUCGAAAAGUUCAAUUCCGUUCAACCGAAAAAGCCAAUUGCGGCUUCGGUUAUUUUUGCUCCGGCGCUCCAAGCAGUCUCGGAUGCCAUUGAAUAUGUCUCUCCUGGAGCAACCAUCGUUACCGUAGCACUUCCAUCUGGUCACUUCAAAAUCGAUGUCGUCCAGUUCAUUCUGAAGGAACUUCGCCUCCAGGGUUCAAUUGUGGGUACGCCACGAGACCUUGAAGAAGCGUUCCGCUAUGUUGCUGAAGGAAAGGUCAAAGCUCAUGUAGCUGAGAAACCGUUCAGCUGUGUAAACGACAUAUUGAAAGAUUUGGAGGAAGGGAAAAUUAGAGGCCGUGUUGUGCUUCGAGUAUCAUGUUGUAGUGGAGAAGCUGGGCGACGGCAUAAGCGACAAUGUAAUAACGGAAAACCUUCUUCUGAUUGGAAUUUGGUGUUCGUAGUGAUGAUUGAUG
Messenger RNA from Condylostylus longicornis, 577 nucleotides. Its product is annotated as alcohol dehydrogenase, propanol-preferring-like. Lineage: Eukaryota; Metazoa; Arthropoda; Insecta; Diptera; Dolichopodidae. The transcript has 2 exons. The record is from RefSeq and is a predicted model, not a curated record. The annotation marks the transcript as partial.